This is a messenger RNA of Malassezia sympodialis ATCC 42132, 3102 nucleotides long. RefSeq names its product ubiquitin-ubiquitin ligase UFD2 (gene UFD2). Gene Ontology annotation, molecular function: ubiquitin-ubiquitin ligase activity. Gene Ontology annotation, cellular component: ubiquitin ligase complex; cytoplasm; nucleus. The record is from RefSeq and is a predicted model, not a curated record. Gene Ontology annotation, biological process: ubiquitin-dependent protein catabolic process; protein polyubiquitination; ERAD pathway. NCBI's taxonomy places the organism in Eukaryota, Fungi, Basidiomycota, Malasseziomycetes, Malasseziales, Malasseziaceae.
AUGGACGAGGCGGGCGCGACAGCCUGGGAGCAGGCGUGCCUCACGGACAUUUUCCGUGCGCAUGUUCAAGCGGAGGCGCCAUCGUCGCCGCCCACUGUGUACUUGGCCGAGCUCGCCGAAGAGCUCGCUGGCGAGACCGGUGCGCUGCCCGUCCUGCGCAUCGGCGCCGCGGACCGAGUGCUGAUUGCGCGCCUGUCCGAGGAGAGUGCGUCCGAGACGAGCUGGGACUUUCUCGUCGGUGCAUGGGUGCGCUGCCGCCGUGCUGAGCAGGGCGUGCGCGCGUCGCCUGGCGCGUAUCCUCCGUCGGCGCCGGGCGCGCUCCAGCAUGUGCGUGGCCUGCUUGUGAGCUAUGCCGGCCUGGUCAUCGAGAUGCCGGACAUGUUUCCGCGGCACACGAAGCACGGCGAGGCACUUGGGCCGCAGGCGCUCGUGCCGACGCUGCUGCGCCUCGCUGUGACGAUGGGCGACGACGCCGUGGUGCCGUCGGCGUACGAUUGGGCUGCGCCGCCGCCGUCACUCGCGCGCGAUUUCGUCGCGGAUAUCGUCACGCGUUUUGCGCCGGAUGAUGCGCUGGAUGGCCUGCUUGGCGCGGCGCUCCACGCACUCACGCAGCGCGUCCUCGAGCCGCAGCGCGAAGCCGGCGCGGAGGCCCGCGCGAGUGGCCAUGGCAGCGCCUCGUCUGGCGCAUCGGCCGACCAGGAUGCGUACAGCGUGCUCGCGCAAAUGCUCCAGAUGCCGGUGCCUCGCGCGCUGCCGCAGCAGGAGGGCAUGACGCUCACGCAGCUCGACUGGCAGCCGAUUGCGCUCGCGCUCGCUGCGGCCCUGGACAUGAAGCCGCUCGCUGCGGCUGUGCCGUCGUUUGCGUCGUUUGCGCCGGCGACCAGUACGGCUGCCUCGCUCGAGCGCGACUCGCUAUUCGGGCCGCUACUGCGCCUCUCGUGCUUUCCGGACGCAUUCCCGUCAGUGGCGCGCGAGGCGCUGGCGGACGCCAAGUCGCGGUCGCCCGUGGAGCUCGAGAGCACGGUGCAGUCGCUGCGCAUGUCGCUCGGUGUCGUGCAGAAGGCCAACUAUGACAUGUUCCACCAGCUCGUGCGCGCUGGUGCCGAGCCGAGGGAGCGCGUCCUGGCGUUCUGGGGGCAGGUGUGCCAGCUGAACGCCAAGCGUGGGGCGAUGCAAGUUUCGUCGAGGGAGGUGGCGACCGAUGCAUUCAUGGUGAAUGUGUACGACCUGCUGCUGCGCUUUGCAGCACCGUUUGCGGAGCCGACGUGCGCCAAGAUCGACCGCAUCGAUGCGCGCUACCUGCAGUACCAGCGCCGGUGGGACACGUCCACGCUCACGCGCCUCCUCGCUAGCGAGGCCGAGGCGCAGGCGUGGAUGCAGGCAGCAGCGCCGCCCCCGGCGCCGCCCAACUUUAUCACGGAGGUGUUCUUCCUGACGACGCGCCUGUCGACGCUCGCGCUCGGCAAGGUCCUGCGCAAGACGGAGCAGCGUGAAAAGGAGAUGGACCGCCUACGCCAGCGCGUCGACGAGUUGGAGGAGGGCCGCGCGGAGUGGGCACAGACGCCGCAGGGCGCGCACCUUGACGCCAUGAUCUCGCGUGCACGCGCGCAGAUCGACAAGCUGCAUAGCGAGAUGAUGGCGGUGCAGGCGCAACUGCUCGAGCCGGGCUUCCUCGACCGUGUGCUUAUGUUUGUCGCGUUCACGAUGACAUGGCUCGUGCGCAUAGCGGACCCCCGCGGCGCGCAUCCCCACGCGUGUGUGGCUCUGCCGCUGCCAGCCGAGGUGCCGGAGGCGAUCCGCAUGCUGCCGGAGCACAUGCUGGAGGAUGUGUGUGAUCUCGUUCUGUUCUAUGCGCGACGGAGGCCGGACGUGAUCGGCGCGCCGGUGCUGGAGAGCAUCGCGACGUUCAGCACCGUGUUCCUCUCGAGUGGCUGGUACAUUCGGAACCCGUUCGUCAAGGCGAAGCUCGCAGAGAUGCUGUCGUACCUGGUGAUGCCGUACGCCCCCCCUAGGGCGGGCGUUCUCAGCGACACGAUCAACACGCUGCCCAUCGCACUCGCGCACCUGGUGCCGGCGCUCAUGACCUUCUGGAUCGAGGCCGAGUCGACGGGCUCGCACACGCAGUUCUACGACAAAUUCAACAUCCGCUUCCACCUAACGCAGGUGUUCCAGGCGAUCUGGGACACGCCCGAGCACAAGCGCCAGCUGCACGCCGAGGCGCGCGAGCACCAGGGCGGCUUUGUCGUCUUCAUUAACCGACUGAUGAAUGACGUCACGUUCCUGCUCGAGGACGCGCUCGACAAGCUCGCGGAGCUGCACACGACGCAGGCCGAGAGGCUCGAGCCGCGCUGGGCCGAGCGGAGUGUGGAGGAGCGCCACGAAGCGGAGGGCCUCGAGCGCAGUCUGCAGGGGCAGAUCCGCAGCGAUCUCGCACUGGGCCACGAGUUUCUGCGUCUGCUGAUCCUGUUCACGAGGGAGACGAGCACGGAGUUUAUGAUGCCAGAGAUUGUCGAGCGCCUCGCGGCUAUGCUCGACUACAACUUGGACGUGCUCGUAGGCCCCCGGUGCCAGGAGCUCAAGGUCCAGGACCCCAAAAAGGUCGGGUUCGACCCGAAGAGUCUGCUGAGUGAGAUCCUCGCCGUGUUCCUGAACCUGGCGCCGCACCGCGAGUUUGUCGUCGCGAUCGCACGCGACGGCCGCAGCUACCGACGAGAGAUCUUCUCCAAGGCCGCGAGCAUUGCGCAGCGGCACAUGCUCAAGAGCCCGGCCGAUAUCGACACGCUCGCAGACCUCGUGGAACGCGUCGAAAAGGCGAAGCAGGAGGACGCCGACGAAGAAGAGGACCUCGGCGAGGUCCCUGACGACUACCUGGACCCGCUGCUCGCAACGAUCAUGCGGGACCCCGUGCGCCUGCCCUCCAGUCGCACCGUCGUCGACCGGUCCACGAUCAAGGCGCACCUGCUGAGCGACGGCACGGACCCUUUCAACCGCAUGCCCCUAAAGCUUGAAGACGUGCAGCCUGACGAUGCGCUGCGCACCGAAAUUGAGACUUGGGUCCGUGAGCGGCGCAGCGCCCGAGGCCCCACGCAGCCAGGUCCCUAG